This is a messenger RNA of Stylophora pistillata, 2074 nucleotides long. RefSeq names its product charged multivesicular body protein 2b. Gene Ontology annotation, biological process: vacuolar transport. Lineage: Eukaryota; Metazoa; Cnidaria; Anthozoa; Scleractinia; Pocilloporidae. The record is from RefSeq and is a predicted model, not a curated record.
GGGUAGAGUUAUUUUUGGCAACUGACAUCGAGGAUGGUUUCGUCAUGAGAGGUAUAACUCCAACUCGACCAGGAAAGUUGGCUAAGUGAAUACGUACCGGCCUUUUGUAGACAGAAAUAUAUCACCAUCUUUCCAACAUGUUUAGGAAAAAACCGGAUCCAAAAGAACAAAUGAGGCAACAGAAAAGGCAGCUGAACAAAACACAGAGGGAAUUAGCCAGGGAUCAAAAUGCUCUUGAGAGGCAAGAAAAACAGCUGGAAGCAGAGAUCAAGAAAAUGGCAAGACUUGGAAACAAGCAGGCUGCAACAACUCUGGCUAAGCAGCUGGUAAACCUACGAAAACAGAAAACAAAAAAUAUGACUGUAAGUUCCCGUGUAAUGGCCAUUGGGCACCAGUCACAAGCUAUGCAUGCAUCAGCAAAAAUGGCAGGAGCUAUGUCCACAGCUACUAAGACCAUGGGAAAUGUAAAUGCCCAGAUGAAUCCAGCACAAUUACAACAAACUCUGCGGAACUUUGAAAUGGAAUCUUCAAAAAUGGACAUGAAGGAAGAAAUGAUGAGUGAUACUCUAGAGUCAAUACUAGAUGAAUCAGGAGACGAGGAGGAACAGGAUGCAAUUGUCAAUCAAGUUCUUGAUGAGAUUGGCAUUGAAAUAUCUGGGAAGAUGGCAGAAGCACCUUCUGCGCAUGCCGGUAAAUUACCAACGGGACAACGGGCAGAAGCAUCUAAAGGAGCAUCAGAUGCAGAUAUUGAGGAGAUGUUGGCUAAUUUAAAGGCCUAAACAUCAUGGUACAAAAGAUUGCCUUGUACUGUGUGAAUAUUUAGGGUUAAUUUUUGCAUGCUUCACCAUCACUCAUUUUCUUUGAAGAAGUUUGGAAAAAAGUGCUGAAACCACUGGACUGUUUUUACAUUGGAAAAAAGUUUCUGUGAAUUCAAACUCUCAUUCAAAUUUGAGGAAAAUUGUAACAGAUACUUGUCACUGAUUUUUGUCACUGAUUUUGGUUGUUACCUUCAUGUUAAAACUAUGAUUCGACAAAGGGUGUCUUGGGUAAAAAAAUGUACAGGUUAAAUUAAUUACUAUGCUUUUUUGUUGGUCAAAAAUGGUCUCAAUUUAUUUUUUGCACGGAAAAAUAACAUUGCAAGUGCGAUCUUCCUUUGAUUCCAGUAAAAUUCGUCGCGGAGGUCCUUUCUUUUAAAAGACAAGAAAGCUCCCGAAACUAUAUAAUUUUUCUUUGCGCCAUCAAAGAGUUCACUAGAAAAAAUUGAUACUUACCGCGAUUUAAGAUUCCAAAGGGUUUCCUGGACACAGCUGAUUUGAAAACAACGAAGUAAUCUGGCCACCAUUCUUGAACCUUAAGGCGCUUCACAAACGAUUGGGACGAACAAAGAAAUGCUGCUGCUUAUUGUUCAAAAAGACCUCCGAGAAAUGGGUAAAAAGAGGAGAUAGACUUUGUUUUGUUCAAGGGAAGCGGCUAGGUUGCUCAGCAAAAUUUAAAAUACAUGGCGGCUUACACUGUCGAAUUUUACCAUUUAAAGAUAUUUAGGUUACCCUUCGGAACCUCAAAAAGACUUGAGUGCAGGAGGGCUUGAGUUGCCUGUCCACAGGAAAGAAGCGUGCGAUGCAAGAGUGCAAGGACGAGCGAGGCGUGCGAGUAUUCGCGUUCGUUGAUUCUCCGGCCCGUGGCCAUUAUUUCGCUUGCUUUUAGGAAAGAUAAAAAACUGUGAACAAAAAAGGAACAAAUAGUUGAGAAUAACGAGGAUCUUCUAUAGUUAGCUUAAUGUAAUCAACGCAUUUGUUUAAAAAAAGAAUUAGUAAAUCAUGUAUGAAAACCUGUAGUUCGUGAUAUUUUCAGCAAAAUGGACAGAGGAUGAAGGGAUAGUGAACAGGACUCGUCAUUUGAGAGAGAGGAAAAAGUGAAUGACGGUAUGUAAGCGGUGUUCAUUACCCGGGCAGCGAAUGAAAUAGGUUUUGCUCUCUCUGUCCAUGUUACAACUUGAGUGUUGACCCCAACUGUGCAGAGCGUACAAAUAACUAAAGGGAGUGUCCCAACCUCGUACGUAGGCAGUAAAACAAUA